Messenger RNA from Drosophila subobscura, 1186 nucleotides. RefSeq names its product trypsin-1-like. The record is from RefSeq and is a predicted model, not a curated record. Gene Ontology annotation, biological process: proteolysis. Gene Ontology annotation, molecular function: serine-type endopeptidase activity. The transcript is spliced from 3 exons. Lineage: Eukaryota; Metazoa; Arthropoda; Insecta; Diptera; Drosophilidae. The coding region runs from base 95 to 1171 and encodes 358 amino acids.
CAAUCCGAUCCGAUGUUCGGUGAGGUUCGGGCCAUGUUCCGCCCUGUCCCAGACAUUAGUUUGGAUUGCCACGUCGGGCAGCUAGCAACGCAAAAUGGUUCCGAGAUCGAUGCAGCUCUUGUCCAUCAUCAUCUUCCUGCUGCCCUGGGCCCUAAAUGGUGCCUCUGUGCCGACGGCUUUCGAGGGCAGAGCGAUUCGUCCGCGCUUCGAUGUGGAUCCGGGCAGGAUUAUCAAUGGCACUGAGGCCACAAUGGAGGCCACCAGGCAUCAGGUGAGCCUGCGGAGAGCCCUCAACGAUGGCUACUUCUUUGGCACGGGCCACAUCUGUGGAGGCUCACUGAUCCGACCCAAUUGGGUGCUAACCGCCGCCCAUUGCUUUGUCGAUCAGGAGAUCUACGACGGCACCUUCGUGGACAAGGAAAAGUUCAUUGUGGUCAUGGGCAAUGUGGAUCGCUUCAACCGCACCAACACGCUGACCUUUGAGAUUGAUUUGCUCAUCCUGCAGCUGGAUAAGUUCGAUCUGAGCACCUACGACAGGGACAUUGCCCUGCUGCGGCUGAAUGACUCGGUGCCGAGCAAUCAUCCCACCAUUCGGCCCAUCGAGCUCACAGCGCUGACCGUGCCCGCGGAUACCGUCUGUCAGGUGACGGGCUGGGGCACCACGGAGCUGGGCUACAACACGGACUAUCUCAUGACCGUCGAUGUGCCCAUGAUCAGCGAGGAGGUGUGCAUCAACGAGAGCGAUCUCGGUCACCUCAUCAAGCCCGGCAUGGUGUGUGCCGGCUUCCUGGAGCAGGGCGAACGCGAUGCCUGCAGCGGUGAUUCCGGCGGCCCACUCGUCUGUCGCAGCCAGCUGGCUGGCAUUGUGUCCUGGGGCAUUGGCUGUGCCCAACCCCAUUUGCCGGGCGUCUACACGGAGGUCUCCUACUACUACGACUGGUUACAGGAGCAGAUCGAUGGGGAUACCGAGUCGAGUGGUCAGGGCAGCGGAGAAGAACCUGGAGAAGGUGAAGGCAGUGGUGGAGAGCCGGGAGAAGGAAGCGGCGAUGGUGAAGGUGAGGGCAGUGGCGAUGGCGGCGGUGGUGCCAUGGCAGCCUUUGCUGGAGCAAUUAGCCUACUCCUGCCUGCCGCACUCGCCCUCAGGUUCUCUCUCGCUCUUGUUCCUAGUUGAAAAUAAAAUUAUAAU